Messenger RNA from Parascedosporium putredinis, 2031 nucleotides. The record is from the annotation of a GenBank genome assembly. Lineage: Eukaryota; Fungi; Ascomycota; Sordariomycetes; Microascales; Microascaceae.
AUGAGGGCGACCCAAGACCCUAUGCUCUCGAGCGUCGCUCACGCUGAAGGAGUCCCCAUCGAUGCGGCGAGUGAUGUGACCAACGACUCGGCCGAUGAAGCGAGCGAAGCUGGCGGGCCGUCUCGCGCAGGCUACUCUACGGAGGUGAAGGAAUACAUGGUCACGCUGCCCUUCUCAUCGAGCCGCAGGCCUCUCUACGACGAUAUAAUCCUUCAAUCCCGACCCGAUAUCGAAGAUUUCUGCCAAGUCUUUCACAACGAAGUAUUGCGGACGCCUAGACCUUCAUCCGUUCACAAGAUUGAGAAACUGUUCUUGAGCCUUCUCAACAUCUGCGACCUCCCACCUGAGCUAGAUGCGCGCUCAUUCAAGAAGCUCUCGCCCAAGGAGAUACAAAAUCUUGCACAGCAUCCGCAACCACCCCAAAAGGUUCUUAUUGUCGCACGCUCGGAAAAGAUUUUGUUCCUACUAGAGAAUCUUGUCGUCGCGGAACACUACGCAUACUCGCGGACGGGGCUCGGGGAUAUGAAGUAUGACCACGCCCAGUGGCCCAUCAACAUCGUCUUGUCUCUGCCCAACCAGCCAUUAGUAGAGAGAACAUCGGAUUUUGAUCUCAUCAUUGGUUUCGACUACGAAUUUAAGCGCUCCAACGUCGCCUCCCGCCUCAGCGACUAUACUCCAUCAGAAAGCAGGCAGCCCAUGGUUUUGCAGUUAGUUCUUACUCACUCGAUCGAACACCUCGAUCUCAGCAUCACCGAAAAGGAUCCCGACAUGCCCAGCUUCGACCACAAGAACGCCAUCGUCAUCGGCCUCACCAAAUUACGGCGUUUGAUCCUCAACCCAGACGUAGGACGUGAGCCGCCUCACGAGACCGCGGCGCGCUUCGCCAACCAACUCAAGUACUAUAGCGAAGAUUUCACGUGGGAGCCCAUCCCCAUCCCCGACGAAAUUUUCAAUUUCUACCUCGAAUCAAGCCAGCCUGCUGAGAUCGAGUCUUUACAGAGCAAGAAGCGCAAGCUUGAUGAUACCGAAAGCCUCGCAACGAAGAGGCGCCGAAUCUCGAAUAAGUCUGCGUCUAUGGUGAACGCUGAACAAGUCGAAGCUCUUGCCCCCAUAAUCCGUUGUCUCGGUCCCGAGGCACUGGACCGUGAGGACUUGAAGCAUGAAACGCUUGUGCCGACAUCUCUACUAGCUGCCAUGGAGGUCAAGUUCAAUGAGAGAAGUGCCGCAUUACAGGAGCUCAGGGCCCUGGUGAAGGAGCUUAGGCAGAUGAAUGAGGACCUUCAAAUGCAAAACAACAGCUACGCCAAGUCCACGGCUGCUGUAAAGAAACUGUCGGAACGCCUCUCGGCCACCCAAGAAGCCAAAUCUAAGCUUGCCAAAGAACUCGCCGAGCUCAAGGCUACACAUGCUUCCAACGAGCCGAGCGACGGUCCCGCGCCCGCUGCUUUGGCUGGUGCUGCUCCGCGACUACCACGAAUGCAGCAACUGCAGAGCCUCCGGAAGCGCCCUCGAGAUCCAGAAGCUUACGAAGAAGGUGGAGAGCGCGGAGCGGAGCUCGAUUACACGCGUGAGGCAUACCAAAACGCCUCACAGUCGGCGAGCGAUCUCGGCAACGAGAACCGCGACCUCACGAGUCGCAUCGCGGAUCUUGAGCACAAAGCAUCGGAAAACCUACGGCAGAUCCACCAGAUCAACCUCGAGAACCAGGCUGCCCGGCUCGCGCGACUCAACGACGAACAAGCGGCGACCCUACGCGAGCGCGAGUGGGAGCUCGACCGCCUCCGUGACGAAGUUCGGAUUCUCAAGGCUGCGAGACGAGAGACGAGGCAGGCAAGUGUACCAAGAAGCCCGCACAUGGGUGUUAUGAGCCCUCGGGCUGCGGGUCGCGCGGUGACGGCAGGUGCAGCUGCACCGGGGGUAGGGGGCCCACCGAGUAGAGGCUCCAGUCCUGCGGCGGCGACGGAUGCGAGCGGCGUGCCGUUAUUUGGGCAGCAGCCUGGGAACGGCCGCUGGGGGCACCUGAGGGACUAA